AACUAUCGCUUCCCCUCUUCUCCGCACCUCACUCCAGGGCUGUCUUCAGCAUCUAUCACCACGAUGCGUCUCUUUCCAGUUCUUCUACUCUAUGGGGCCUUGACUCCCUCGGUUUCCGCCAUCCCUGCGGCCUCCAGUAUCGUGCCGCCUCCCCAACCCCAACCCGCCCUCCUUACUCAUGCCUCGGAGCCUCGCCCAUGGACCCGAUUCCGCGACUGGGUCAUCGAAUCUGUUUGGAGAACCGGUCGCUGUUCCUCUCACAAACACACAGGCCCACCACUCAACGUUCGAGAACGCUAUGAGACCGACGUGGUUCUCCGCUUUCACUUGCGUCAUCCGGAGGAGGCAAAGGCGUUGGCCUCGGCAUCACAAGCGCUAGUCUUAGAUGUCUGGGCUAUCACGGCGGAAUAUGUAGAUAUUCGUCUGACAGAUGACAUGAUUCCCUCCUUACUCGAUAUGCUCCCUCCCUCGCUCCGCACGGCCCACACCCCCCUCAUGGAUGAUUUGGUAGACAUGAUCUACAGCACAUAUCCGAGACAUCAUCCCAAGAGCUGGAAGAGUGAACAUGGCUUUGCGGGGGAUGGUCGAGUAUCUACGGUCGACGAUGUCUUCUUCCGCGAUUACCAGCCGCUCGAGGUUAUUGAGCAAUGGAUGAAACUAAUGGCAUCAAUGUUUCCGUCUCAUGUUCAAUUCACCAGCAUCGGCUUGUCUUAUGAAAAUCGUGAAAUCCCAGCCCUGCGACUAGGAGCUUCUAGAGCGGACUUCAAGUCAGCAGAACCGCGAAAGACAAUUGUGAUUGUCGGUGGUCUGCAUGCUCGCGAAUGGAUCAGCACAUCAACCGUCACUUACGUCGCAUACAACUUGAUAACCCAGUAUGGUCUGUCACACGCUGUCACACAGCUUCUGGACGACUAUGACUGGGUGCUAGUCCCAACGCUCAACCCUGACGGAUACGCCUACACUUGGAAGUCAGAUCGUCUGUGGCGGAAGAACAGACAACCAACCGGACUCCCAUUCUGUCCGGGGGUGGACCUUGACCGAGCCUGGGACUUUGAGUGGGAUGGAGAAUCAACUCGGUCAAACCCAUGCAACGAGAAUUACGCUGGCUCAGAGCCUUUCGAAGCUCUUGAAUCGCAUCGACUCGCCCAGUGGGCAAUGAAUGAGACCUCCAGCGGUCGUGCGAAUAUAGUGGGCUUCUUGGAUCUGCACUCUUAUUCACAGCAGAUUCUGUAUCCUUAUUCCUACACCUGCUCUUCUGUACCUCCGACCCUCGAAAGCCUCGAGGAACUAGCCUUGGGCCUGGCGAAGGCAAUUCGACACUCGUCCGGGGAACUAUACGACGUAACAUCUGCCUGCGAGGGCAUACUAAAUUCAGGCUCAGCGGGCUCAGCGGGCUCAGCUGCCAUCAUUACCUCGGGUGGUAGCGCGUUGGACUGGUUCUACCACCAACUACAUGCCAAGCACUCGUAUCAGAUUAAAUUGCGAGACCGUGGUAGCUACGGAUUCUUGCUUCCAUCCGAACACAUUGUUCCCACUGGCGAGGAGAUCUUCCACGCCGUGUUGGCAUUUGGCGGAUUUGUCACGAACGAGGCCAUCGUCUCUUCCACUGACUUCGACUCUUCGAUCAGCGACCAACAGCCACUGGUCUGA
Messenger RNA from Penicillium pulvis, 1650 nucleotides. RefSeq names its product M14 family metallopeptidase. NCBI's taxonomy places the organism in Eukaryota, Fungi, Ascomycota, Eurotiomycetes, Eurotiales, Aspergillaceae. Gene Ontology annotation, biological process: proteolysis. The coding region runs from base 64 to 1650 and encodes 528 amino acids. Gene Ontology annotation, molecular function: metallocarboxypeptidase activity; zinc ion binding. The transcript has 2 exons. The record is from RefSeq and is a predicted model, not a curated record.